UUUUGCCCGUAAACAGUUGCCGUAGUUUGUGUGAACUCGUUGCCAUGGUUACGCCGUUAAACUUGCGAGCCAGUGUGAUAAGUUAGCUUAACUUUUUCUUUCUUUUCAGGCAGUAAGUAAUUUUAAUGCGUUUAAGACACGAUUAUGUACCUGAUUAUGAUUAUGUUGACUUGUUAGCUGUGGUGUCACAGACUGAAUAAAUUUAAAAUUGCCAAGUUAAGCCUUAGCCGUUAUUUUCUACAACAGAGAGAAGACUGCGACCGCAAAAAUAAAAAAUAAAAGAAGCCACUUUUGGCCCCCGCUGAACAAAAGUUUGAAUCCUAAACAUGCCAGAAUGACUUCUAUAAUGACUUCUCCGGAGAAAGAAGGAGACAACCGGCUACGCUUCGUCUUUGGGAACGGUGUUGUCAAAACACAGAUUCAACAAAUUAUGCCUGACGAUGCUGAACCGCAUGAGUCCGCCAAAAGCUGCUCCACAGAGAUGUUGUGUCUGAGGAGAUCCAAUCUAAAACAAGUCCCAGAUACUGUUCUGAGUAACAGCUCACUAACGUAUCUGUGUCUGGAAGGCAACCAAAUCGCCAGCAUCCCAGAUUCACUGUUUGUUAGUUUGCCCAAGCUUGAGUGGCUAGACCUCAGAAAGAACCAAAUUACAUCUCUUCCUGCAGAAAUUGGCUUUCACAGGUCUCUGAGAACACUAGCGCUAGAAGGGAAUCCAAUCUCAGAGCUUCCACCAGAGCUGGGAAAUGUGACCACUCUCAGAGCCCUGUGUCUGAGAAACUGCCCCAUCCGUUUUCCUCCACAAGACGUUGUGCACCAGGGAUACAAGUCCAUCCUGCAGUAUCUGCGGAGUGUUCUGGCAGAGCGGACAGUUAACACGAGGACCUCUCCAGCGGUGGAGAAGCUACAGCUGUCAGAAUUGAUAGAGUCCAAUAUGGAGGAGCAGGAGGAGGAGUCUGUGGAUGAGGAUGAGAUGAAGAAGUUCAGGGAGCUCAAAGACAAGUUCAUCCAACUGGAAAUAGCUGAGCUGGCCUCGGCAGCACACAGUGAUAACAAGCCAAAAUCACAGCUUCCCGUUGCCCCCAAAAGUCAACAGACGCUUCAGAAGAGGUGCACACAAGCCAAGAUGACAAAGGACAAGAAAAUGUCAGAGCACAAACAGAAGAGACGGGAAAGACAAAGAAAACCAGAGGAAACAACUUCAAAACCUUCUUCCAAGGACAGGAGUGGCACUUUUCAGGGGCCAACAUGUGCCAUAUGCACAGAGACAGAAGAGGGCAGAUAUGCCUGUGAGCUGCAGCAUCAUAUCCAUGCCCGUGCAGAGAGGAUACAGGAGAGGCAAAGGAAUCCCAGGGGCACUAUGGCCGAGCAGAUGGCAGUGACAAAGGAGGAUGUGGAAGAUAUGAGGAAGCUACGGGAACAACUUCUGGAAAGGAAAAGAAAUCAGGGGACACGUUGUAAAAGAUGUUUCUAUAAUUUCACCGACCCCUGGCAGAGCCUUUUUUCCUAAGUUUACUCAACUGUGGUUUGAGUUUUGUUGUGUUGAAACUCACACUGAAUAUUGAUUUUAAAAACAGCUGAUCCAAUAUAAAUGGCCAUUGUGAUCCUGAAAAUAAAUGUCUGAAGUCUU
Molecule: messenger RNA, 1627 nt
Organism: Melanotaenia boesemani (Boeseman's rainbowfish)
Lineage: Eukaryota; Metazoa; Chordata; Actinopteri; Atheriniformes; Melanotaeniidae
Product: leucine-rich repeat-containing protein 27-like
Exons: 9
Coding region: 335-1507 (390 amino acids)
Molecular function (GO): protein binding
Source: RefSeq, a predicted model, not a curated record